Messenger RNA from Cotesia congregata, 1041 nucleotides. The record is from the annotation of a GenBank genome assembly. NCBI's taxonomy places the organism in Eukaryota, Metazoa, Arthropoda, Insecta, Hymenoptera, Braconidae.
AUGAAUAAUUUAGAUAAACCACAAAUCAUUUGUCAUAUUGAAAAGUCAGUAGACUAUUCACUGUUUGACGCUAAAUGGAUCCCGUGCAGCGCAAAGUUUGUGGUUAUGGGCUCGACACCUCGUGGGUCCGGAGUGAUACAAAUCUAUGAAGUUUCUAGUGGACAAUUAAAACUAAUUAAGAGUAUCGAUCGUUCAAAUCCCAUGAAAUGUGGAACAUUCAAAGCUUCUAAUGCAUCGGUGCCAGUUUACUCAGCAAACGCACACAGCGAAAUAAUAAACGCAAUUGAUGGUGCUGGGGGUCAGAGUGUUGGCCAUGGAGCUCCUGAGAUAGUGACUGGCUCAAGGGACGGCAGUGUCAAGGUCUGGGACCCCAGGCAAAAAGGUCGACCUGUCGCUGUGUUUGAACCCAAGGAAGGUGACAGCAGACGUGACUGCUGGUCUGUCGCAUUCGGUAAUUCUUAUAACUCAGAGGAACGUGUCGUGGCUGCUGGUUACGACAAUGGAGAUGUCAAGAUGUUUGAUCUCAAGGCGAUGUCUCUCCGCUGGGAGAGCAAUCUCAAGAACGGUGUCUGUGGUCUUGAGUUUGACAGGAAAGAUAUCCCGAUGAACAAGCUCGUCGCUACGACUUUAGAAUCAAAAUUUUAUUUGUUUGAUCUCAGAACUCAGCACCCGAAACGGGGGUUCGCUUAUCUCACUGAAAAAGCUCAUAAAUCAACAGUUUGGUUGGUAAAACAUUUACCUCAGAAUCGUGAAAUAUUUAUGACUUGUGGCGGGGGUGGAUCUUUGUGCCUUUGGAAAUAUAAUUACCCAGAGAAGAGGAAACAAAUGGACGUGGAUGGAAUAGCCUACGGAGUAGUUGGAAGUGUUGAUUUAUUACAAAAUAAUAUAAUAUCCUCGCAACCUAUCAGUUCAUUUGACUGGUGUCAAGAUAAAGCUGGUCUUGCCGUCUGCACGUCAUUUGAUCAGUGUUUAAGAGUCCUUGUUACCACCAAAUUAAAUCUUUAUUAAUUUAUAAAACAUUUUAUUAUUUAUUUUUACUAG